AUGGAACCUGAAACACAUCCUUCUGUGGAACUUGGUGAUGCAGUUAGAAGAUAUUAUGCUAUAGAUCUUGAAACAUUGUCUCAAUUAUUAGUUGAUGAAGACCUUUUAGAGAAUUUCAUACUAGAAAUUCAACUAAUUCGUGUUAAUAUAAGUCCUGUCAAACAAAGUGUGUCUGUCAAACAACAUACUCUUGUCAAACCACAGUCAGCUGGUGUCAGAAUAUUUAUUGAAAAAAGAUCAAAAAUUACUGAGCCUACUAUUGUAUUUAAGAAACCAUAUUUUAUAAGGCCAUCUAUGAGUGGUCAUGUAAGUUGGUUUGACAUUGAUCUUAUAAGUUAUUUUAUGAAAGCUACUUUACUAACAGUGUGCUAUUAUACCGGAUCAAAAGCAUGA
This is a messenger RNA of Vicia faba (fava bean), 393 nucleotides long. Lineage: Eukaryota; Viridiplantae; Streptophyta; Magnoliopsida; Fabales; Fabaceae. The record is from the annotation of a GenBank genome assembly.